Danio rerio (zebrafish) is the source of this 1251-nucleotide messenger RNA. The record is from RefSeq and is a predicted model, not a curated record. Lineage: Eukaryota; Metazoa; Chordata; Actinopteri; Cypriniformes; Danionidae.
UUUCCUUCCCUGCCUUCCAAGAGGAGAAACAGCUGAUAGUAUGGAGAAGGAAAGAAUUGCUCUCUUAACUGAAGUGAAAAAAAAUAAUAAUGAGGCAGUCAUAAAAGAAAAAAUGCACUUGACCUUCUCCUAUAGGCGACAAGAGUUGGUUGAGGACUUGCCAAUGGUUUCUGAUUUACAAAGUAGAUGGCCUGCCCUGUUCACAGUCAAUGAAAUAAACGCAGAAUUUAUGAGGAUAACGACUGUGCCUCUUCUGUCAAAGUUUUUCGCGCAGCUGGACAAAUACACUGCUGAUCUACAGAAGGUUUUCAGCAGCAAAGGAGGUGCUUCUGGACAGAAGAUAUCACGCAUCAUGACAGUUGCAGACAAGUGUGGUGACAUACACAUCAAGCGAGAUUGUGUCAUACAGAGUCUGUGUGUGUACUUCAAUGAGGACAUGACAACAGUUGUCAAAGAAUUCGAGGAUAGCAACCCUAAAGAAGCAGAAGCAAGAAUUUCUGAGACCACUCUGGGGCUUUUUGUGAUUCGCAAGGAAGGUGCUGGUGCUGAGGAGGAGCCAAGUGAUGUUGGAGUUGUGAUAGAGGGUGUAACGCUGCUAGAGAACCUAAAGAGUAUUUCCUUUGGAUUAGUAAUUCUCUUUGGACUGAUCUACGCUCUCAAUUUAAGCUAUCCUCAAGGUCUCAAGUUCACAUUUGAAUUCUUUCAGAAGGUACUGAUGAACUUAGAUGGCAGCAAGCUGUCCCCAAAGGUACAAGCACUUAAAAUUAAAAUGUUUCAGUGAAUAGGACAUUCACUGUUUGCCUACAUGCCUUCAACUGGAACAACAUUGAAAACCUUUAGACAAGAAUGCCCUAAAAGAUAUAUUUCUACUGACUGAUGACACUAACUCCAGUAUGCCAUGGACUGCACUUUCUUUUUUCUUUUUUUUUAAUCUCUGAAACUUUUAAAACAGGAUAUGUUACCCAUUUAACUUUUGCGUCCAGGAAGCCAAUGGAUUACUUCUUUUCCAGAUGUAUUAAGACUGUCUUGGUUACAUCUCCAUCCUCAGAAUAGUAGUUUUUCAUGUUUUUAUGUUCUUCUGAAAUGCUGGUUUAGAGGACUAAAAUAGUUCAACAAAAGUGGAAUGCUACUUAUUAAACCACUUUAAGGUUUUAAAGGGACAGUUCACGUAAAAAAUGAAAAUAUACUCACUAUUUACACUCCCUCAAUUGGUUCCAAACCUUUAUGAAUUUCUUUCUUCUAUUGAACACA